AUGGCUGUGCCCUCAUCCGCCUGCGCCCAGAAUCUACCGCGCCCCGGCCCAGUGGCAGCAGGAGGGGGCGGCGGAGUGGCAGGGGGGGGAGGUCCCGGGGGAGCUGCAGCGGGCGGUGGAGGAGGAGCAACAACAGGGGGGUUCGGGGGACCCUUUCCACGAGUGGCGCAGCAGGGGCAGGGGGGAGGGCCUGGCGGGGGAGAGCUGAGGGACCUCUAUGCUCAUCUGGAGGCUGAGCUGGAAGGUCAGCAGAAUGAGGACAUUAAAGGGCAUAUGCACAUCUUCGCUUUCAGUGUUAACAACACGACGUCCAGUCUCCUGUACGUCAUCCGUGUGACGCAUGUCCCGGAGCAAGCACCUCCCACCAACGCCACCAUCACCAGCAGCCAGAACGAGACAGUGCUUUUCAUCCCUGCCACGUGGCGCGAAACCACUGGUCAGCCGGGGCUUAAGAUGGACGAUGGUGGCAUGAUGGGUUGCUCCGCAUCCGCGUGUGCCCAGCAGCCCGCCCCUGGCCCGUUACCAGCAGCAGGGGGAGGGGGCGGAGCACCAGGGGGAGGGGGCGGAGCACCAGGGGGAGGGGGCGGAGCACCAGGGGGAGGGGGCGGAGCAGCAGGAGGGGGAAUGCCUAUGCCCGGAGGGGGGGGAGCAGCAGGGGGGGGAAUGCCUAUGCCCGGAGGUGGGGGAGCGGCAGGAGGGGGAACGCCUGUGCCAGCAGGGGGAGGGGGGGCUCCAGCAGGGGGAGUGCCUGCACCAGCGGGGGGAGGCGGAGCAGCAGCAGGUGGGGGAACGCCUGUGCCUGCAGGAGGGGGAGGGGCAGGAGGGGGAGGGGCAGGAGGGGGAGUGCCUGCACCAGCUGGGGGAGGUGGCGCAGCAGCAGGUGGGGGAACGCCUGUGCCUGCAGGAGGGGGAGUGCCAGCACCAGCUGGGGGAGGUGGCGCAGCAGGGGGAAGUGCCGGGGGAGCAGCAGCAGGUGGGGGGACGCCUGUACCAGCGGGGGGAGGCGGAGCAGCAGGGGGGAGCCCCCCUGCCGGAGCAGCAGCAGGGGGAGGGCCGGGGGGGGCGGGAGCAGUGGGGGGACCUGGGGGAAACUGA
Closterium sp. Naga37s-1 is the source of this 1095-nucleotide messenger RNA. NCBI's taxonomy places the organism in Eukaryota, Viridiplantae, Streptophyta, Zygnematophyceae, Desmidiales, Closteriaceae. The record is from the annotation of a GenBank genome assembly.